UCCUCAGGUUUUGCAACUCAACUGCGUUUCAGAUGCUUUGGGGUUCUUCUGCGGUGCCUCACCUCAACCAACACCUUGUGUUGUAAGCGUUCAUCAGUCGUUGCCUUUUUGGUCUCUCCUUCCUGAUAAAUCUAAUUUCUCAACUUAUCAAUUGGGAAAUUAGGGUUUCAUAUCUAUUUAUUUCCACCCCCUCAAUUUUAGGGUUUCUUGAGCCCUAUUUUCACUAUGCUAAUUCCAAGACUAGCUAGAGUCGGAGCUUCGAUAGCCAAACACGUCUGCACAAGGAAUUAUACAUCCAUUUGUGGAGCAGGAUAUUUUCGAAGUUCCAGAAGUCAUCACCUGCAACCUCCUUUUCAACAGCAUUCAUUUACUAAGUUAUACGAGGGAGCCAUGAUUGUAAAGCAGAAUUUACUCUCAACUUUGACUACUAACAACACUUCUAAGGAUGAGAGUGAACAAGAAGAAACGAUAUCUGUGACUUUUGUUGAUAAGGAUGGUGAGGAAAAACAUAUCAAAGUCCCUGUUGGUAUGUCUAUGUUAGAAGCUGCUCAUGAAAACGACAUUGAACUUGAAGGAGCAUGUGAGGGCUCACUUGCGUGUUCAACUUGCCAUGUUAUAGUCAUGGAUGUAGAACAUUAUAAUAAAUUGGAAGAUCCAACUGACGAGGAAAAUGACAUGUUGGAUCUAGCUUUUGGACUUACCGAAACAUCACGUCUGGGUUGCCAAGUGAUUGCUACACCUGAUCUUGAUGGAAUUCGUUUAGCUAUUCCUGCUGCCACUAGGAACUUCGCUGUUGAUGGUUUUGUGCCAAAACCACAUUAGUCGUGGCUGGAAAAAUUUUGGGUUCAAUGCAAAGAAUGCAGCUAUGUCAGUUUUGUAGCUUCAUACUGAGUUUAGAUUAAUGGGCAUUUAUUGAUCUUGGGCAUUAUUUUUGUAUUGAGUUUUUUUUUCUGGGCACCGAUCUCCUCUGUAUUACAAAUCAGGGAGAUCAUGAUGGAACUUUGCUGGCUGCAUUUGCUCGCCAAUAAAUUACUUGUACUGUAUUAUUUUAUUUAACCAGUUAUUUCUGGCUAAACACCUAUAUCCCUAAAUAAAUAAAACAAGAAAAGGGAGGAGGACUGGAAUA
This is a messenger RNA of Gastrolobium bilobum, 1126 nucleotides long. RefSeq lists its product as uncharacterized. Gene Ontology annotation, cellular component: mitochondrion. Lineage: Eukaryota; Viridiplantae; Streptophyta; Magnoliopsida; Fabales; Fabaceae. The record is from RefSeq and is a predicted model, not a curated record. The transcript is spliced from 7 exons. Gene Ontology annotation, molecular function: 2 iron, 2 sulfur cluster binding. Gene Ontology annotation, biological process: P450-containing electron transport chain. The coding region runs from base 226 to 822 and encodes 198 amino acids.